Molecule: messenger RNA, 901 nt
Organism: Belonocnema kinseyi
Lineage: Eukaryota; Metazoa; Arthropoda; Insecta; Hymenoptera; Cynipidae
Product: EEF1A lysine methyltransferase 2
Exons: 4
Coding region: 183-848 (221 amino acids)
Biological process (GO): peptidyl-lysine monomethylation; peptidyl-lysine dimethylation
Cellular component (GO): cytoplasm
Molecular function (GO): protein-lysine N-methyltransferase activity
Source: RefSeq, a predicted model, not a curated record
AUGUUCAAUGUCUGAGCGCUAGAUCUGUUAUCCUGACAAUUCGGUGAAAUUAUUACAAAAACAAAUAUUAAUUUGACCAAAUUAGUGUAUUAAUCGAUAACUGAGUUUUGAGAUGCCUAUGUAAAUAGAGAGUUCUAAUUAUGUCAAUGUUGAUCAAUAUUAUAUUCUAAUUUAAAUAAGAAAUGACAGACAAAAUAAUGCAAGAAUUAGAUCCAUCGGAUUUAGGGACGUUAGAGUUUUGGGAGAAGACUUAUGCCGUGGAAAUUGAAAAUUUUAGGGAUCACGGAGACGUUGGCGAGGUUUGGUUUGGCAGUGAAAGUGCUUCGAAAGUAGUGAGAUGUAUAAAUUCCAAACUUCUAUUAAAGAAAGAAGAAGACAAAAUAAUAGAUUUGGGUUGCGGGAACGGAAUGCUACUUGUAGACUUAGCUAAUGAAGGUUUUAAAAAAUUAGUAGGCGUAGAUUAUUCUCAAAAAGCAAUAAACCUGUCGGCUGCCGUUUUAGAAGAAAAUAACAUUUCGAAUGUAGAACUGCAAGUUUGUGAUAUCGUCGAUGCGGGAAAUAAUUUGCCUGGUGAUUUUAAACUUGCACAUGAUAAAGGUACUUACGAUGCAAUCAGCCUCUCUCCUGAAAAUCCAAAAGAAAAACGACUGAAAUACAUAGAAAAUGUUCACAAAAUUCUUUUACGUGGUGGAUAUCUUCUUUUAACUUCUUGUAACUGGACAAAAGAUGAACUAGUGGAACAUUUUAGAGAGAAAUUCGACCUCCUGCUAGAAAUUCCCACAAGAACAUUUGCAUUUGGUGGACAAAUAGGACACACAGUAACACAAUUGGUCUUUACGAAAAAGUGAACUGAUGAACUAUUGUGAAUCUAUUUUUACAAUAUAAUGCAAAUGAUGAAAAA